UAGUAUUGAUAAUCAGCAAAUAAAAGCCCGACAAAAAGUUGGCUGUGAACAAAAAGAAAUAACAUACUAACACACACAUUGUACUGCACGCGCCUUUCGAAAACUUUGAUUUAAGUUAAAGUCCAGAAACUGGAUAAAGACUGUGGAAUUAGUAAAUUAUAUCCCAUUAAGUUAAUCUGCUAACAAAACACCAACAUAUAAAACAGUUGACAAGCGACCCUCCUUUGCAAUAGCCGUCGUGUGAGAAAGGCGCACAGAAAGGAAUGCUGUGGACGGUGCAUCUGGAUGGAGGUCCACAGCGUGUCAAUCAUGCCGCAGUGGGCGUGGGCGAUUUCAUUUAUAGUUUUGGCGGCUAUUGCACCGGUGACGAUUAUCGCUUCAAUGAGCCGAUCGAUGUACAUGUGCUGAAUGUGCAUUCGAUGCGAUGGACGCUAGUGCCACAGCAAUGCGACAGCGAUGGCGAUCCCCUCAAGUAUCCGCUGGUGCCGUUCCAGCGCUACGGUCACACUGUCGUCGCGCACAAGGAGCGCAUUUACAUUUGGGGCGGUCGCAACGAUGAGCACCUGUGCAAUGUUCUCUACUGCUUCGAUCCGAAAACCGCUCGUUGGACACGACCGGCGGUCAGUGGCUGUCUACCGGGAGCACGCGACGGUCACUCUGCCUGCGUCAUUGGCAACUGCAUGUACAUUUUCGGGGGAUUCGUUGACGAGAUCAACGAGUUCAGCAGUGAUGUGCAUGCGCUGAAUCUGGAGACAAUGGAGUGGCGUUAUGUGCAGACAUUUGGCGUUCCUCCCACGUAUCGGGACUUUCAUGCUGCCGUUGCCUACGAGGAGGAGCGUAUGUACAUCUUUGGGGGGCGGGGCGACAAGCACAGUCCAUACCAUAGCCAGGAGGAGACCUACUGUCACGAGAUUGUGUAUCUGGACAUGAAGAGCAAGGUCUGGCAUCGUCCCUUUACCGCCGGCAAAGUGCCAGUGGGUCGACGCAGUCACAGCAUGUUUGUGCACAACAAACUGAUCUUUGUCUUUGGCGGCUACAACGGAUUACUCGAUCAGCAUUUCAACGAUCUGUACACAUUCGAUCCCCGGACCAAACUCUGGAAUCUGGUGCGUGCCAAUGGCCAGGCGCCAACGGCUCGUCGACGCCAGUGUGCCAUUGUCAUGGGCACUCGCAUGUUCCUCUUCGGCGGCACCAGUCCUCGCUGCUCCACGCCCCAGAUGCACCAAUCCGCGUCCGCAUCACGUGCAACGGAUGCAACGCCACCAUCAGCAGCAGCAUCAGCUGUGACCACACUGAUUGACUACAGCGAUCUGCAUGUGUUGGACUUUGAGCCAACACUCAAGACUCUGGCCACAAUGGUGGUGCUGAAGCAUCAGCUGGACAUCUCCGGACUGCCGCGCAGUUUCCGUGCUGAUCUUAAUAUGCUGACACAGCCCAACAGUAUUACACGGCCCAUCAAUCAGGCUGGCUAGCGUUUAUUACUGUUCUUGUUACUGUUGCUAUGUCUAGACACAAAGAAAAACAUAAACAAAUG
Messenger RNA from Drosophila innubila, 1534 nucleotides. RefSeq names its product kelch domain-containing protein 3. The coding region runs from base 264 to 1472 and encodes 402 amino acids. The transcript is spliced from 2 exons. Lineage: Eukaryota; Metazoa; Arthropoda; Insecta; Diptera; Drosophilidae. The record is from RefSeq and is a predicted model, not a curated record. Gene Ontology annotation, cellular component: cytoplasm. Gene Ontology annotation, molecular function: chromatin binding; protein binding.